Molecule: messenger RNA, 7148 nt
Organism: Carassius auratus (goldfish)
Lineage: Eukaryota; Metazoa; Chordata; Actinopteri; Cypriniformes; Cyprinidae
Product: disks large-associated protein 2-like
Exons: 16
Coding region: 618-3890 (1090 amino acids)
Biological process (GO): signaling
Cellular component (GO): glutamatergic synapse; postsynaptic specialization
Molecular function (GO): molecular adaptor activity
Source: RefSeq, a predicted model, not a curated record
CAAAAAAAAAAAAAGAGUGAGACAGGUUUUUCCUCUUCAGUGGGCAUAAAUUAUACUGCUGUCUAACAGAAAGAGAAAGAUAGGAGGGGAGAAAGCAAAUCACAUUCAACGAGAACCAUAGAUCCUGUUCAGCAUUUCUAUACUCCUUCUCCAGGUUUUCAGUGUGGCUGUGUUUCAGUAGAUCAGUCAGAGCGUGUGUGUGUGUGUGUCUCCUGCGCUGUGCUGCAGUAGAGAGCCCUUCGCUCAGCCAAAUGCUACUUCUCUGUGGAGGGCAUUGCAUCCUCCGUGCCUUUUUUUAGUUUUUCUUUUCUCACGUUUUUUUAAAUCAUGCUUGGAGUGCCUGAAUGAAAGCGGACGGAUUGAGGGGCAAAGGACGAGACUAUGUGUGUGACAGAAGAGCAAAGCGUGCUGCAGUGAGUCAAACAGAAAAGAGUGAGAGCUCUCCACACCCAUGACCGUGUGCCUGUUUGUGAUCGAGUUAGACACAGCCAAACGGACUCGUUCAUCACCUGACAGAGUCACAGUGCACAUUGUGUGGUGAGACCAAAGGUCUUCUUCAAUCAAGAUGGACAUGGGGAUCAUUAUGGUGUGUGCUGACCUGAGCUAAAGAUCUCCUUAUGGAUCAGCUAGAUUCAUGGUCUCCGCCGCCAUACUUCGAUGAAGACAGCUACCUCCCCCUUCCCAGGAAUAUGAAAGGUUUAUCAAGCGGUCGUCCUCAGCUCACGUUCACAUCAGGUCACAUCUGUGGGCUGCCAGACUGCGAUCAGUCCCUUGACCACUUGCAGCAUGUCGGCUCUGAUUCCCGCACUCCCUACUUGCUCAGUCCGACGGAGAGCUACCCUCUGGAUCCACACCGCUGCUCGCCCCGCAGCUCCAUCCACUCGGAGUGCAUGGUGAUUCCAGUUUCUAUGGCAUCUGACUAUGUUUCCAGCAGCACCUUUCCCAGAAUGCACUACAGUUCACACCACGAUGGCUCGAGAGACGAAGGCUCCACUCCUCACGGCAGCGGCAGCGGCGGCGGCGGCGGUGGCGGGGGCGGUGGCGGCGGCAGCGGAGGUGGCAGUGGAGGGAUCGGAGGUGGCGGUGGGGGCAGUGGUUCUGGGAAGAUGAAUCGUAUUCCUGCGAACCUCCUGGACCAGUUCGAGAAGCAGUUGCCGAUUCAUAGAGAUGGUUUUCACACGCUGCAGUACCAGCGCACGUCCGCAACCACCACAAGCAACGAGCAGCGCAACGAGAGUCCCGGGCGUAUCCGCCACCUGGUGCACUCCGUCCAGAAGCUCUUCACCAAAUCCCACUCACUCGAGGGAUCGUCCAAAAUGAACGGCACCAAGGGAGACUCUCGCUCAGACAGCGGACACCACCACCACCAUCACGGCCAUCACCAUGGGAACCACAAACACAGCAAACGGAGUAAGAGCAAGGAACGCAAGUCAGACUCCAAGCAACGCUCAGGGAUAGCAGGCUGGUGGAGUUCUGAUGACAACCUGGACAGUGACAGCACCUACCGGACUCCCAGCAUCAUGAGCCGCCACCACGGAGAUCAUAUCACUCACUGUUACCCGGACACAGGCCAUGGCCACUUUGGUGACCUUUCACUCAAGACCUCCAAGAGCAACAACGAUGUAAAAUGUUCGGCAUGCGAUAGCAUCUCUAUGGCCCCUGAGGGCAAAUUUAUGAAGCGCAGCUCCUGGUCGACGCUGACUGUCAGCCAGGCUAAAGAAGCCUACCGCAAAUCUUCCCUCAACCUGGAGAAACCAACCAUGCCUCAAGAUCUGAAGUCCUCCAUGAGGCCUUGUAAUUAUUUGCAGGUCCCUCAGGAUGAAUGGGGAGGGAGAGAUGAGGAGAUCCCAUGCAGAAGGAUGCGGAGCAGCAGUUAUGUUAAAGCCAUGGGUGAUCAGGACAGUGGAGACUCUGAUGGCAGUCCCAAAAACUCCCCACAGAAAAGUGUGCGACCCAAUGCUCUUGUCAGAUCCGUGCUGCAGAGACAACUUUCAGAUCAGAGCUCAUAUCGUUUGGACAAGUCAAGCCGAGACAUGGUCAAAUACCUCACCAAUAUCACUGCAGAUUUAAGUCAAAGCUACCAUCUUCAUACCUCUAGGGAAAUCCAUCCCAGCAUUACACUGGAACCGUCUCCCAACUACAGCUCGCCGAAGUUCCGCUCCAGGAACCAGAGCUACAUGAGAGCGGUCAGCACCCUGAGUCAGGCCAGCUGCGUCAGCCAGGUCAGCCAGGUGAGUGAGACUGAGGUUAAUGGGCAGUUUGAGUCGGUGUGUGAAUCUGUGUUCAGCGAGGUGGAGUCUCAGGCCAUGGAUGCUUUGGACCUGCCGGGCUGCUUCAGGACACGCAGCCACAGUUACGUACGAGCCAUCCAGGCCGGAUUCUCACAGGACGAUGACUGCGUCCCCUCCAUGACCUCAUCCACUGUCACCUCCACCAUCAGGUCAACCACAGGAAUUCAGUUCCAUCUCCCUUCUUCAGGCAGUGUGGACCGUCCUUCCCAGCAACCACCAGCGGUCACCUACACACCCAGUACACCCACCUAUAAGAGGACCCCUCCACCUGUGCCCCCUCGUUCCACCUCCAAACCUCUCAUCUCCAUCACAGCGCAGAGCAGCACAGAGUCCACACAGGACGCCUACCAUGAGGGACAACUGGCCAGAGGGGGCAUCUGGGGCUCUGAUGGGUUGAGUCUGAGUUUGGGUCGAGCGCUUUAUAACUCCACUGACAGUCUGGACAGUGCCAAGGCCGUCACUAUCGCCAUGGAAGCAGCUGCCAUGGCAAUGGCAGGAAAGAGACACCCCUCCACAGACAGCCAUAGCUCAGUGAUGACCUGUGAUAAAGCUGUGCUGGUGUCCAAAGCGGAAGAGUACCUAAAAACACCAAGGUCUUCGAUAGGAAUACAGGUGGAAGCAGCCACUGAUUCUGAGUGUGAAAGCAAAGGCUCUCGAGAGUAUCAUUCUGUUGGGAUUCAAGUGGAAGACGAGAGACGACAGGGCCGGUUUAAGCGGUCCAACAGUGUCACUGCUGCUGUUCAGGCUGAUCUGGAGUUGGAGGGUUUCCCUUUAAUGGAGGAUAAAGGUCUUCAGUUUGGCGGAGGUUUCCAGCGUCACAGCGAGCCCAGCACCCCUACGCAGUACGGCGCCGUUAGGACGGUCCGCACACAGGGUCUCUUCAGCUACCGCGAGGACUACCGCACCCCCACAGAGCCCCCAAGUCCCCAGCGAAGCCCUGAGCCCUGGCUGGAGCCCUCACCACGGGAACCCAUCGCCACCGUGGCGGUUACAGUGACGCCGCCCCAACCCACGGAUUCAGGAAGAGCGUCGCCCUCGUGCAGGAGGGACGGAAGCUGGUUCAUGCAAUUGCUGCACACAGAGACAAAAAAGAUGGAGGGAUGGUGCAAAGAGCUGGAGGGAGAGGCAGAAGAGAACGAUCUGUCAGAGGAAAUCCUAGGGAAGAUCCGGAGUGCUGUAGGAAGCGCACAGCUCCUGAUGUCCCAGAAAUUCCAGCAAUUUUAUUGGCUUUGCCAGCAGAAUCUAGACCCCAGCGCCAUGCCUCGGCCCACCUCUCAGGACCUGGCCGGGUUCUGGGACCUGCUGCAGCUGUCCAUCGAUGAUGUUACCUCCAAAUUCAAUGAGCUGCAGAAGAUUAAAUCCAAUGACUGGAGACUUAUUGAAAGUCCUGUGAAGAAGCUCCCGCCGCCAGUACCAAAGAAGACAUUGCGUAAGAGUGUGACAAGGGAAAAAUCUCUGGACCUCCCUGACCGUCAGAGACAGGAGGCACGACGGCGCCUCAUGGCAGCCAAACGUGCAGCUUCAUUCCGCCAAAACUCAGCAUCAGAGCGGGCCGACAGCAUCGAGAUCUAUAUACCAGAGGCCCAAACGCGGCUCUGAGAAUCACAGGGAACACCUUUAUCACACCAUCACCAUCAUCACUCUCAGUGGCACAGCCUGAUCCUACGAAAUACCACGAUACAUUCAUCAAACAAAUCAUCUGAAACAAAAGAGUUUCAUUCCUGUCAGAAGGGUUUUGUACCUUUCAGAACUGCCUGUAACAUCCAUAUGAAGUUCUCCCUGUUUAGGGAGACAUACUUCACCAAAAUUGCACAACAUAUCGCAAUUGUAGACCCACUUUAUGUUGCCUGACCAAUCAAAACUUUACAUAUAAGCUUUAAUCACAGUCAAUCUGAUGAAAUAUCUGAGUGUCUUUAUGACAUCUGUUGAGCACUUUCAAAAUAUAAAAAUUGACAUUUUUGAGGCCUCAAAUUUAAACAAUUCAUUGGUUUUCAUUACAUUAAAAACCCUGAAAAUAAGUAUUUAGUUCUGGUUCCAUCUGGUUCCAUUCUUUUAAGUUCUCUAGCUUUGUAUUUCCAUUCUUACAAUUCAUUUAUCUCUCUCUUUGUCUUUGUUUUUGUGUUUUCCUUUCUUCUCUUUCUUUCUGUCUCGCUCCACAGUGAAGUAAUUCCUAUUUUUCUCAUGAACUCUCUUGUGAGCAUUUAUGUAAGUGCCAGUGUUGAAAUACCUCAAUCAUACAUUUUAGCCUGAAUCCGUUGGCCAGAGCGGACAGUCAUAGCCUUUUAAAAAAACGUUGUUGUUCGGGAAAAUGUAAAUCUCAGCUUGAGGGUUCACAUUGGCGGAUUGAAGAUGAGUUUAUAUUCAUUCACCUACUUACUGAUAUCAAAUAUACAGCUGUCACAUUGCUUCAUACUUGAUGUUAUUUUAGAGGAAUUGUAGUAGGUUUUUGGGUGCAGUUGCUUAAAAACCUUAAUUCAACGAUGUAAAGGUUCAAAAAUGCAUUCUUGCACUUUCUUCUUCUAAAUGUAUGUUUGUAUGUAUUUCCAAGGGAAAUGAAGUUCUAAAAGAUAUCGUUGCAGUUGAAUUGCAAGGUAUUGUGUGACUAUCGAUUUAUCAUUUCAUGUCUCUGAAUGUUUCAUUCCUUCAGCCUCACCUAGUCAUUUAUCAGUUUUAUUUAUUUUUAUUGAACCAUUUUCCACUCCAUCUGCUGUUAUCAAGCAUCUGGCCCAUGUUCUCCACAAAAAAGAAAGAAAAAAAACAGCUUUUUACGUCUUUUCUGUGUGUCUUGACAAAGAGAAUCAAUGAUUCUGUCUCGAAUGAAGGAGACUUUGGGUGUUCCCAUUAUUAUCUAGAUGACUUGGCGGAUGGUGAUAGAUUUAGGGCUGCAUGCAGUCCAUAUACCACACAUCUGUGAGAACGGAACGUGCAGAAUGAUUUAACUAUACAAUCAAACUGUUCUUGAGUCUAUUUGAUGGCAUUUGUCCGAACAGGCAGUACACAGAACGGUUUAUUAUAGUAGAUUAUCAAAACCCAAAAAGUCAGUGUUGUUUUAGAUUGUUAUACAAUCAUAAUUUUUUUUUUUUUAAAUGCAUGCUUCAUUAAGAAUAUAUCACUGAAGGGACCCACGUUCUGUUCCAGAGAGAGAUUUCAGCUUAAACAUGCAGCAGUCCAGCUCUAACACUUCAGAUAAAAGAGUUUGAUGUUUUGUUAAUAGGAAGCAUAAAUGCAUGACCACUUAUGUUGACUCUCACGGCCACUGAAGUAUCACUGCCGACAGUCUCAAAAACCUUCACAAAGACUUACUUUAUACCAUAUUAUUUAAAAAUGCCAUAUUUUAUCCACUUUUAUCCCUAUCUAUCAUACAAGGUCACGUUUAAUUUCAAAAGUCUAACUAUUUCGCCACGUUCUGUUGAGACUGCCCUGUUUUUGCCUCUGCAUCAUUGAAGGAGAGGAAGCCAGAGAUUAGAGGAGAUUAGUUUUGUCACUUCCACUUGACUUCCUUGUAGCUUUAUAUUCUCAAUUUCCUUCGUGAGAUGCCCUUGAGAAGAGCUUGUCGUUAGAAGCAAAUAUUUUCUUUUAAUUUCCCAGUGCUGUUUUUUUUUUUUUUUUUUUUGCUUAAGUCAUUGUUCAAACACAAUUACAGCAUUUCAUCUAAGAGAGGCUUGUAAUCGAUGAAACUGGCUUCAAGCUAGAGGAAAUUUUGUGGGUAUUUUUUCAAAACAGCAUUUCUGCUGUAAAUUGUGCCUAAAGUCACAAUACAGAACAAGUUCUGGGCAAUUUAUAGUUUUGUAUUGCUAGUCGUGGGCUUCAGGGUUUACAGAAAUCCACAGGUCAUUACUGACACCCUCCUGGCCUUACCAACUAGUCAGACUGUUGAAAAAUAUCAAAUAAAUACACACUCGAUGGGUAACAUUUUACAGUAAGGUCUCAUUUGUUAACAUUAGUUAAUGCAUUGAUUAACCUGAACUAACAAUGAACAAUAUAUUUUUUGCAGAAUUAAUCUUUGUUAAUGUUAAUAAAAUAAUGAAGUCGUUCAUUGUUUGUUCAUGUUAACUGGAACAUUUUUGUAAGUGCUACCAGCUGAUUAUGUGAUAUUCAUUUUUAAUUAUGGCAAAUUUAAAUAUUUAUAAUGAACAUUAUUUUAAUCAAGUUUUGUUUAUACGUUUCCCCCUCCCACAUGGCAAAGAUGUGUUUGUGACUAUGCGGUCCUGAAAUGUGGCAGCUGUUCUUUCUGAUUAACCUGCUUAAUUAUCAAUAUGCAAACAUGCCAGUAAUGCAGGCAGUGUUUAUGUGCCAAAUAUGUUUAUGUGCCACAGCUUUUGCUGUUCACAGACCUUCAUGCGCUUUGUCUUCCCCAUGCUUCAUCAUAUCAUUUCAACAUGACAUCUAAACAAACAUCUGGAAGAACAAAUGCUCUUGCCAACUUUUAGAAAAGUGGAAUCAGUUUUCAAAUGUUGAUUUGUUUGUAGGAUUGGCAUAUUCUUAUCAGCAGGGUUGCACUGAGUUUUUUUUUUUUUUUUUUACAUAUGCUUUCAUAAACACCAUGUGCAUUUACUCUAUUCAUAUGUACAUUUAUUUCCAUCAAAAUAAAUCAUUGCAAAAGAAAUGAUUAAUUGAAAAUGGUUAACCCUCCGGACCACAGUAUUUGAAAACAGCCAGCAGGCCGCUGGUACCUGUGCAGACACAGAUGCGCCUGUUAGCUUCAUCUUGGGACUGGAUUAAUCCUGGAUCUCAGAAUGUGAAAAGAUUAUACAAUUUUAGUGAAAUGAAAAAAUUAAAAAGGUAGUUGUUUAGCUGAGAAUAUUUUAAUUUAAUAUACUGUACCAUAUCUAUCUGAAAGGUGAAUAUAAUACCAAA